GAGUGCUGGCUGAUCCCGCAGUGGCGGGCGGUGCGGAGAGUGGAAAUGGCGGAAUUGUUCUGAUCCCGUUCAGGACAGUAACCGUGCCUGUUGGAACAAGACCACGUCCAGCUUCCCUCCUCCCUGCAGCCCCCCUCCUGCUCCUGCUCCAUGGCGACGGCAGGGACCGAGCUGACCGGGAAGCGGUUGCUUUGCCUGUUCGGGGAUUCGGCCUCCGGUGGGCCUGGGCCCGGGCCUGGACAACAACAGCCUCCCUCUCUCCUAGAUGGCGACUGGCACGCUGGCCUCAUCCGAGUCGUCAUCCCGGGGCCCUCGCUGGCGGUUUACGUUGAAUUUGAUGAUUCUCGGUGGAAGAAGCAGGCCUGGGUGAAAGUUUAUGCUGAAGAUGUCCUUGUUUUCCUUGUGGAGCACACUCUGGUGUGGGCCCCAAGGAAAGAGCCGAUCCAUCUACAGGGAGGAAGGAUUCAUGCUAACCAGUGGCCUGCAUUGACGUACAAGGCACUAGUGGAUAAAAUAGGCUUGGGAUCCAUUGUUCCUGUUGAAUUCUUUGGUGACAGGGUGAAGAAUUUUGCCACUGAUGGUGCUAACCUUCGCUUGUUUAAGGAGGAUUCUGACAUUCAUAAUCCAAUUGUUCAGGAAAAUCUAAAGCUCCAGGAAGCAAUGAAGUCUUGGAUGAAAGAGAAGAAGAUUCAAGAAAUCAUUAGAGGUCCAUACAGUUUGCAGGGGCAUAGGGUGAAGAUCUACCAACCAGAUUCCUCAGAAGAGUGGAUUCUUGCUGUUGUUGCACAUCAUGACCCAAGUGCGAGCAUCAUGGUGGUUACAACAGAGCAGGAACAGCAGAGAAAGACUAUUGAUCUGAUGCGAAUUUACAUCACACUUGUGGAUGAAACACUCCAAUUAAUGAAAGGGGAAACUGGGAUACCAUGUAAAAGCUCUGGGACAAAUGAGAGCAGUACAUCAAUGGUUGCUCAAAAGCAAGCUUCUCAAAACUCCCGGAAUAGGCGGAAGAAAGCUGAGGGCAGUCCACCGUACAGUCCAACCAAGGAACCUGAUGAGAAAGAUAAAAAUAAAGAUAGUCGUAGAAGAAAAAAUGCAGCUGAUGGAGAGAAUGAACCUGUACAAAAAAAAGUGAAAGACAAAGAAGAAAUCGAGUCUGACAGCAGUAGUGUAUGCUCAUUAGGGGCUGGAGGCAAUGGUCACAAUCAGCCAAAGAAUGACAACCCUGAUGUGGAGCAAGGGAACUUUGACUCCAAGAGAGUUGAUGAUUUGUCCUGGGGAGUUGCUGACAGUGCUUCAGAUCGAUCUCGCUUUGUACCUCAGCCACAAGCAGGUUUGCGUUAUGCCACCUAUACCAAAGAGAAUGGCAGGACCUUGGUUGUUCAGGAUGAGCCAAUACAUGGGAAACCGUUUGUGCCAACUGCUGCUGCUGCUGCUGCUGCUGGUAGUGCCGUGCCCAGGAUAAGUGGAGUGCCAUUUGCGAAUGCAGAGUCUCUGAAUCCUCAGAGCAAGAAGGGUUUACCAAUUUCUGAUUCAGGCAGAGCCUCCGAAGUUCCGACUGUAGAACCUUCAAAUUUUGUUCAAGAUUCAACAGGUGCAGAUACGGAAGCUUUUGUGGGAGCUGGAUUGUCUGAACAUGGGAUAAAGGAAAACCUUGAUGUAAAUUCAGAAACCCAACAAAAGUCACAAAAUAUAAUGUCCGAGUCCACAAAUGAAAGUCCCACGUGUGCUUCGGUGAAUCCAGGCAACUUCCCAGCACCACAGGAUCGGUUGCAGUCCACUUUCCAGGGAGUUAAAAGUCUACAGACAUCCAGUUUAGCUCCUGUAUCAGAAAAUUCUUUGGGAAAUUCUUCACCAUUGGAGUAUUCAAUAGGGCAACAGGCAGAGGUGUGCAGCACUGCUAAAGGAGAACCAUCGAAGAAAUGGCUUGAAGAUCCUAGCCAAACUCGAAAAGAAGGGGUUUCAACUGAAGAUGGUGCUGUUCAAAUAUCAGAUAAGAAUGAAACGCUUAUGGAAGAAUCAAAAAGAAAUGGUAAUGAGGGAACAAAUGGAGCAUUUGUCCAAGAAAGCAAGGCCUUUGGAUUUGGGUUUGGAAGGAAUGCAGCAGAUUUACCUGGCAGUAAAGCUGGCAACAAAAACUCCGUGGAUUUGGGCAGUUUAUCAAAUAAUUUGUUUUUCCAGUGCAUGCCUCAGAAUGUUCCACAGAGCAACUACUUCACUGCAAUUUCAGAAAGCUUAUCGAAUCACCCUCUCAGCUUCAAUUCCUUCAAAGUGGCUUCCAAUGCCACUGGUCAGAAACAUGUUACAACACAGGCAAUUGGAACUCCUGCUGUUGGGUUAAACCCUGGAGGUAAACCUGGACAAGAUUCUGAGAAAAAAAAACCACUUGGCACUUCUGAAGUCAUGCCAACUCUAACUCCAGCUUUUCCAAGGAGCUCUUCAAGCCUACAGUUUCUUCAGUCAGUCCAACCACCAGAUCUACUGAAGGAAGAAAUGCCCACCAUUCCAUCAGCUAAUUCAUUUCUUAGGUUUGCAGAUCUAAAGGGAAACGGGAAUGUUUUGCCAACUAACAGGUCACAUUCAAGUCUGUUCAGAAGUGAUGUAACACGGUCUAUGGCUUGCAAUCCAGCAUCAGUUAUUGUAAAGCCUCCAUUAUUAACUAACUGGAAGAAAACUGAUAAGAUUACAUCAGAUGUAGGUGGCAACAAAACUGAUCUCCCAAAGAUUUUUUCAUCUCCAUUUUCAUCUCCUACUCAAAAGACGACUAGUUUAAAUACAGCGAGACCCGAUUCACCAGAAACCCAAUUUGGUGCGACCAAUAUUGAGAUGCCAACCUUAUCUACCAGUCCGACUGGGGAUCGGGUUUCAGGCUUUUCAAUCCCUAUUUCUGGUUCGGCCACUCAGGACAAUCCACAGCUGCGAGUUUUCUCAGACACAACCCAUUCUGGAAAGCCACAGCAGGCUGCGUUUACCUUUAGUUCAUCUGAUAAUGGUGUUGAUGGCCCAUCCUGUCAGCAAUCUCAGUUUGAUCAGAGGAGAUUUGCUUUGGAUGAACGGAGCUUGGGUAUCAAGCAGGAGUCAGACUCUGCUUCUGACAGCGACUUAUCAGACCUCAGUGAUUCAGAGGUGCACAUGCGAUUGCAAUCAAAGACUGGUUUAAAAGGAUAUUUAUCUUAUGUGCAUGAAAGGAGGGAGCCAAAUGGUGAAGGGAAUAAAGAACAGAUAGGGAAGGGACGGGGCCGUGGGAGAGGGCGACCGCGAGGAAGACCUCCAAAAAUUUCUGUGGAUCAGUCUGUUUUAAAGGAUCUAUGCAAGGUGAGAAAGCUGAAGCAGUCUGGAGAAUCUUUCCUGCAAGAUGGUUCCUGUAUCAAUGUUGCUCCACAUCUUCACAAGUGCAGAGAAUGUCGAUUGGUGCGUUACCGAAAAUUUAAAGAUCACGAUGAAUCAACGGUGUCCUGUCGAUUCUUCCACUUUAGAAAACUUGCCUUUACAAGGACAGGUGUCCUGCGUGUGGGAGGGUUUCUAAAUCCCAGACAAUGUGAUGGUGAAGCUCUGAGUCUCUGGAUUCCAUCACGUAUACCUGCUGAAGGCCUUGACCUGGAAACAUCCAAGUACAUCUUGGCAAACGUCGGUGACCAAUUCUGUCAGCUGGUGAUGUCUGAGAAAGAAGCUCUGCUUCUGGUGGAACCACACCAGCAAUUGGCAUGGAAACGAGCAGUACGUGGUAUUCGAGAGAUGUGUGAUGCUUGUGAGACGACUCUCUUUAACAUCCACUGGGUCUGUCGCAAAUGUGGCUUUGGUGUAUGCCUUGAUUGCUACAGGAUGAGGAAGAGUCGACCACCACAAGAGGAUGAUGACAGUCUUGAAGAUGAAGUUUUCUCUUGGCUGAAAUGCGCAAAGGGGCAGACACAUGACCCAGUGAAUCUGAUGCCAACGCAGAUUAUUCCCAGCACCGCUCUGUAUGACAUUGGAGACAUGGUCCAUGCCACCAGGGGAAAAUGGGGUAUCAAAGCAAAUUGCCCAUGUAUUACCAAGCAGCUCAAGCCUUUACCCAAGCCAGCACCACCAAAUGGAGUAUCACAGCUUUCAACCAAUCUUCCCAAUCCUGCUCCAGCAAUUAUUUUGAACGAAGUGUCUGUAAGUGGCGGAAGCUCUGUGAUGUUACCUCAAUCUGAUGGGAGUUUAGCAGAGGUGAAAGCAGAGUCAGCAGACAUUAGAAACUGUGAAGCUGGAGAAGCCAGUAAUGUGAACCUGGCUGAUGAUCAUUGCAAUAACAUGAGCUUUGCAAGUGACAAUGAAGCUUUUUCCACCACUUCAACAUUGAAGGAUACAACACUGAGUUCAGCAGACACUACAUCUGCACUGCACUGGUUGGCUGACCUGGCCACACAGAAGGCUAAGGAGGAGAAAAAAGAAAACAGUAAUUCUUUGAGAUCUGUGCUGAGCCAAAAUCAAGACUCUAAGCCUCCAUUAGCUCUGGAUUCAUUUAAUGCUUUGUCCAAGCCUCCCUCCAUUUUAGAACCCUUCAGCAGUCUUUUAUCUGGAGGCCCUUCGAGCACCAAGAGUGAAGGGUCAAGCCUUAGGGAUCUUCUAAAUUCUGCCCCAGGAAACUUACAACGGUGCGCUGCUGAGACCAACCUUCCAUUUCCAUCCGUCUUCACAUCUGUCGCAACAACUGAGAAAGGAAAAGGAGGGCUCCCAAAUUUCCUGGAUCACAUAAUUGCAUCGGUGGUGGAGAACAAAAUGUCCACUGACCCAUCAAAGCGAAGUGGGAAUUCUACAGAGGCCAUGAAGGAGACCAAGAAGCAAGGUGUGAUGGAAAUGAGUGUUCUAGACCCAAACACGCAGCACUGCUGGCUCUGUGAUGGUCGCCUUCUCUGCCUACAAGACCCCAGCAACCAAAAUAACUGGAAGAUCUUCAGGGAGUGCUGGAAGCAGGGUCAGCCGGUGUUAGUAUCUGGUGUACAUAAGAAGCUUAACGCAGCCCUCUGGAAACCUGAAGCUUUCAGCAAGGAGUUUGGAGACCAAGAAGUUGAUCUAGUCAACUGCAGAAACUGUGCGAUCAUCUCUGAUGUUAAAGUUCGCGACUUUUGGGAUGGUUUUGAGAUUAUUGCAAAACGUUUAAAGUCUGAGGAAGGGCAUCCGAUGGUUUUAAAACUCAAAGACUGGCCUCCCGGUGAAGAUUUUAGGGAUAUGAUGCCAACCAGGUUUGACGACUUGAUGAACAACCUUCCUCUACCUGAAUACACAAAGAGAGAUGGGAGAUUAAAUCUGGCAUCAAGGCUCCCAAAUUAUUUUGUGCGACCUGACCUCGGACCAAAGAUGUACAAUGCUUAUGGGUUAAUAACAACAGAAGAUCGAAAGGUUGGAACAACAAAUCUCCAUCUAGAUGUGUCUGAUGCAGUUAACGUGAUGGUUUAUGUUGGUAUACCAAUAGGGGAGAGCAACCAUGAAGAGGAUACAGAUAACAGUGGAGUAGCAGAGGUAAUGAAGACUAUUGAAGAGGGUGAUGUGGAUGAGGUGACAAAGAAAAGAAUCCACAAAAGCAAAGAGAAGGCAGGUGCACUUUGGCACAUCUAUGCAGCAAAAGAUGCGGAAAAGAUCAGAGAGUUGCUGAGAAAGGUGUCGGAAGAGCAAGGUCAAGAUAACCCACCUGAUCAUGACCCUAUUCAUGACCAGAGCUGGUACCUAGACCAGACUCUGCGGAAACGACUGUAUGAGGAGUAUGGUGUGCAGGGCUGGGCUAUUGUCCAGUUCUUGGGGGAUGCUGUCUUCAUCCCUGCUGGAGCUCCUCACCAGGUACACAAUCUGUACAGUUGCAUCAAAGUAGCUGAAGAUUUUGUGUCUCCAGAACAUGUCAAACACUGCUUCCGACUUACUCAGGAAUUCAGACAUUUGUCAAACACUCACACAAACCAUGAAGAUAAAUUGCAGGUGAAGAACAUUAUCUACCAUGCUGUGAAAGAUGCUGUUGGGACACUGAAGUCUGAGGAACCCAGACUGGGCAAGUCAUAGAACAGCCUAGAAUGGAAAUCAAUCACUCGGCGGAACUGUUCUGCAACAAGCGCUCAUUAAGAAUUACGUGCAUUUAAAAAUGGAAAGGAUGUUUUGGAGGAAGUUAAGAUGUUCAAUAUAAAUUCACCACAUUAUCACCGUGGAAUGUAGUAUCAGCCGUGCUGUUCUCUGCAGCAAGCUGUAGGAGCAGAAGUUGGGAGAGUGUCACAUUCUAGUUAGUUUCGCACUGAGUUAGUGGUUAUAUUUAAUUUUUUUAAGUCCCUUUCCCCUUACUUUAUCCAUAGUCAUGCAAAAACUGCUGGGUUAAUGAAAAGUGAUCUUAUAGAAGUAGUAUAGCCCAUGGCUAUAACAUUCUCAUCUUUCCAGAAUGAGCUGAAAGUUUCAAGGGACAGCAAGACUAUUUGUGGGCUCGCAUUAACUCUGAUCAAUUGAUUCCUGAUUUAUUUAAGUUUCACUCCUUUACAAUAUUCCAGAGACUCGGUUAUGGAGCUGUUUCUUCAUGGUAUCUGGUCACUCAGUUACAGGCAGACCAUACUGGAAUAAAAAACUAACUCAAUCAGGUGAAGAGAUACCAGUUAACAUGUGACAAUUUAUAGCAUAGAAUUAUAUCUGCAUCACUCAUUAUCCCUCUAGGUCCCAAUCACAAAUAGCGGUGGGAGGUGAAAUUGGAUUUCUGGUUAAUUCUGUGGAUGUUAGGGUUUCAGAGGUGUAGAACUGUCAGAAAUUAUUUUUUUUUCCAUUUUCCAAGUUGGAUUUUGUGUCUCAACUUCGUAUAUUUAAAAAGAACAGAAGUUAUUUUACUAUGUAAAGGAGCAAUCUCUUUCUGAAUAAAUCUUUUUGCCCGGCCUGCUGCAGUGUGUUCCUUCAUUGGAAGCAUUCAUGAAGCUCCUUUUGAAGCAGGCAAUAGGUAAACUCCACGUGUUCCUCCACCAGGCAUGCGCCUCGUGUUUCUAUCAGCGAGAUGGACUAUGUAACAAUGGUUCUACAGGCACUGACCUGUGGUUGGAGUUCCUUUCCUUCAACUUGAAAUUACGUUUGUGUCACCUGAAGAAAAAUCCAUUUCACUGUCAGACAUCAGGCAGUAAACUGGGCAGUAAGGAAGGAAUUAUGUGCAGUAAUGUGAUCAUUUACUACAUGGAGAUCUUGAGUAACAAAACUAAAUAUCGAUAUUAAACUGGUCAGUUGAUUUAUUAGUAACUGAAAGUCGUACUACUCAACUGAGUGUUAUUAACUGUUAACUUGUGGAGAAAUACUCAAGCAGUCUGAAGAAGGGUCUCGACCCGAAACGUUACCCAUUCUCUCCAGAGAUGCUGCCUGUCCCGCUAAGUUGCUCCAGCAUUUUGUGUCUAUACUCAAGCAGUGUUGCUUUGCUGAAAACAUUUUGCAACCUCGCUCUCUUUCAGCCGCCCCCCCCCCCCCCCCCCCCAUCCCAAACAGGCUCCCUCAAAAAAAUAAUUUUGUCUUUCAAUCGAGGAAGCCAUUCAGCCCAUCCUGGACUUUGCCAGUUUUUAAACACGAUCCCACAAUCUCAUUCUGCCACUUGCAUUAUCUGGAACCUAUUCUGGCACACAUGCAUAUCACUUCCCUGCUCUGGGUAAUUUACAGUCAACAAUUACACUCCCAACAUGUGUUGUGAUAUGGGAGGAAACUGGUGCGACUGGGAGACACCACAUGGUCACACGGAGAACAUACUAACUCUGCAGUCUGCAUCAGUGUUCAGUAUUGAACCCCCAGGGUCACUGGAUAAGUGCAGAAUCAGCACUACCCGCUGCAGCAUUGUCUCCCCUCCUUAAUCCCUGAGCCUUUUCAUUGUUUGAUAUCACAACCAGGAAGGUAAAGACCAGGAUGCCUAAACAUGCAUUUUGAAUCUUACUGUACAAACCACGGUCAAAAUAAUUGAAGCAGUAGUCUGCAGUAGAUAAUGGUGGUUCAAGUGGCUAGAGGGGGCGUCCUGCUGAAUCAAGACUCUCGUUCCCUCGUUUGGGCCGUCGGGAUGUGGAGCCUGAGCAGUAUUGGCAAUAUGUGAGGUGGUCUGUUCCUUUACCGAUUAACACAGAUGCUUCAGUAUUACUGUUUUAAGUAGGUUUAAAAUAACAGAAUCCUAACUCUCUAAGGAGGCUAUUGAGAAUUUAAUGCAUCUUAAUUAUUUCCUUGACUCUUGUGAUGACAUUUAUCAAUGUGGAGUUACUUUCCAUAACAAAGUUAAAUUCUUUUACCCCUCUGUUAGGAAUUUUUAGAACACGGGAUCUAUGAACCCUGAAGUAAGGGUGAUGAUACUUUGCUGUUCAAGGUGUGAUUCAGUGGUUUUAUUCUGGGAAAGUAACUUUACGUGACUUUUCCCGUCUUGUAUAGGAAGUGAAUGGAGAAUCUAACUUAUGUUUGCGGUGCUGGCUCGAAGGGCCGAAUGGCCUACUCCUGCACCUAUUGUCUAGUGUCUAACUCGGGAUUCUAUGGAGCAGAAAGGCCGCAAUUCCUUCAACCUGGCAAAAGCUCAGAAUGCAAGCCUGACUUCUUGACCUCGCAUGCAACAAAAUGAACCCAGAUUAUUCACAAAUAUGGUUCAUUGCCUUGCCAGUCCUUUUAAAUCUUCGUGUUAUUACGCUGUCAAUUCUACAUGUGCAGGGAAUUCCACUUUGAUACCUCGCUAUUCCAAGAGUCAUGGGGGGAAAAAAGAGGAAUGGUGAGUUCCCAACAGUCUCCUUAAAAUUAAAAACAAAUCUGGUUUAUUUUACUUUCACAUGAAGUAUUCUUUACUUCCAUGUGGGAAUCCUGAACUUGACAAUGGAACAUAUCAGGAAUUUGUAGGGAUCUCGCUUUCACUUUCUGUAUUAAAUUUCCUGUAAACUCCAUCAAAUGCAUAAACUCUGGGUCAGUGAGGAUCAACUUUAUAAGGCUACAGGUAACAAAAUCAAUCCCGCGGACGGGGGCAAGAUUUACAGCUCUGUCAUGUCUUGCAGUGUAGUCUACUCUAAAUUCAUAGAGGGGAGGUGUGGCUGUGCCCUCUGCCGUCUUAAACAUAACCUGAUCUCAGGACAAAUGAGCACAAAAUGUGGGCGUUACCCCAUACACCAACAUCAACACACAACAGACUUCCAGCUUUAGCAUUCGUUCAGAUUCAACAGAACUCACUCUUCCUGUUUUCCCAAAUAGAUUGCUUCCAGAAUUCAGUAUUUAAAACCAAACUGUCUCUAGAAGUGUAUGUUUUUAUUUUGAGCAGGUACCAUAGUACCAUUCGUAAAUCUGAUGUUUUUGUUGAUAUGUAAACUGUUGUGACUUUAUAAUAAAAGGAUAAAAUGACGAAAAAAAUACUGUCACAUAAUGUAGAAUACUUGUCUUCAUUUACUCCAAGCAUUUUGUGAAGGGCUGAUUUAGGUUUCAAUAUUCUUAUUAAAAUUU
Messenger RNA from Amblyraja radiata (thorny skate), 9408 nucleotides. RefSeq names its product lysine-specific demethylase 3B. Gene Ontology annotation, molecular function: transcription coregulator activity; chromatin DNA binding; histone H3K9 demethylase activity. Gene Ontology annotation, cellular component: histone deacetylase complex; chromatin. Lineage: Eukaryota; Metazoa; Chordata; Chondrichthyes; Rajiformes; Rajidae. Gene Ontology annotation, biological process: regulation of transcription by RNA polymerase II. The transcript has 27 exons. The record is from RefSeq and is a predicted model, not a curated record. Bases 151 to 6012 code for a protein of 1953 amino acids.